Messenger RNA from Aspergillus calidoustus, 228 nucleotides. The record is from the annotation of a GenBank genome assembly. NCBI's taxonomy places the organism in Eukaryota, Fungi, Ascomycota, Eurotiomycetes, Eurotiales, Aspergillaceae.
AUGUCGUGGCUUUUCGGCUUAUCCAGCAGCGUUGCUGAAAAGACCCCCAUACCUGUCGCAAGUGAUGCGCCUGCUGAGAAACCAAAGCCGUGCUGCGUAUGCAAACCUGAGAAGACAGCGCGAGACGACUGCAUGCUUUUUUCGAAGACCGAUGACCCAACGCAAGAGUGCAAAUCCUUGAUCGAACAGUACAAAUCGUGUAUGGCAGGGUAUGGGUUCAAGGUUUAA